Messenger RNA from Prosopis cineraria, 1846 nucleotides. RefSeq names its product agamous-like MADS-box protein AGL30. Gene Ontology annotation, molecular function: DNA-binding transcription factor activity, RNA polymerase II-specific; RNA polymerase II cis-regulatory region sequence-specific DNA binding; protein dimerization activity. Gene Ontology annotation, biological process: regulation of transcription by RNA polymerase II. The record is from RefSeq and is a predicted model, not a curated record. The transcript is spliced from 12 exons. The coding region runs from base 482 to 1588 and encodes 368 amino acids. Lineage: Eukaryota; Viridiplantae; Streptophyta; Magnoliopsida; Fabales; Fabaceae.
AGAUGGUGCGGGGAAGGGAGCGAUGGUUGGUUAUUGCACGGGGACGACGAUGUGUAUGGUUCGUAAGGGUUCAAAGGGCACCACGACAAGUAAAAUGGGUUCGUUUCUUUGUUGAUUGAUUGGUUUGGGAAUCUCUGACGCUUCCUUACUCCCCGAUUCUCCCGCUUCCUUCCAUCACCUAUUUUCCCGCUCACCCCAUCAUCCCUACCCAACCUAUAUGUUAUCUCACCCCUCUCUUUCUCUUCCUCUACACUCUGUUUUCUCCUUAGGAUUCUCGCUAUCUACUUACAAAUUCCGACUUCAUCUUCUGUGCAAGUUCAUUUUCCUUUCCCUUGUUUAAAUCUCUUUGUUUUUCUCUCACACCAUCAUCCCCUGUCACCCAUCCCCAACUUACACUCUACCUUCGUUGAUCAUUCAUUCAAAGGCUCUAUUUUUUGAAUCGUGGAGUGAUUCUGGGGGACUUUUGACUGUAACGUGCAGGAUGGGCAGGGUAAAGCUAAAGAUUAAGAGGCUGGAGAACACCAAUGGUCGCCAGGCGACUUUUGCUAAAAGAAAGAAUGGAAUCAUAAAGAAGGCUACUGAAUUAUCAAUAUUGUGCGAUAUAGAUAUCAUACUGCUCAUGUUCUCUCCAUCUGGCAAGCCCUCAUUGUGCAGAGGAAGACGCAGUAACAUGGAGGAGGUUAUUGCAAAGUUUGCCCAGUUAACUCCACAGGAAAGAGCAAAAAGGAAGUUGGAGAGUUUGGAGGCACUGAAAAAAACAUUUCGGAAGCUAGACCAUGAUGUCAAUAUACAAGAAUUUCUGGGUACAAGUAGUCAAACUAUUGAGGACCUAAGGAAUCAAUCCAGGUUAUUACAAACUCAAAUUUCUGAAAUGCAUAAAAGAUUAAGCUAUUGGAUGGAUCCUGACAAAAUAAACAAUAUGGAACAAUUGGCACAAAUGGAAAAUUCAAUCAUGGAGUCUCUUAAUCACAUUCGAAUAUGCAAGGAAAAUGUACAGAAGCAACAACUUGCGAAAUUGGAAUGCACUAACCAGUUCAAUGAGAUGCAGAUUCCCUGCAGAAUCAGUACUGAUCAACAUCUUCAAUCACUUUCAUGGAUUCCUAACAAUGACGGUCACCAUAUAUUACCUGAGGACUCAGACUUGCUUCUUCACAAAGAACUUGAGUGCUCUGCAAGCUCUUCCUUUGGGAGUUAUGCCAGUUAUCUUGGCUCAAGUGCAAAAACAGAAAUGUCUAGUUCUGGGCAAGAAAAUGGUGUCAUCACUGAAUUGACCAGUAAUGCUCCCCUGAGACUUCAAUUGAGCGGGCAGUUUCAAUAUGGACUUCCAUACAAUUUCAAUUUACUGGAUGAUACGAAGUUCCAAUCAGCUGUGGACAUUAUUCCACAUGAAAACCCCUCAGAUUAUCACGUACAUGGAAGCAUUGAAGCGCCUCGACCUGGAUGUGACAAUAACCACCGUGGAUGGGCUUCCACAUCAGGGUCCAGUGCUAUAACUAUGUUUGAUGAGCAAUUGUAUGCCCAGCAACCAAACUGGUCCCUCCAGGCAUCCGCUAAUGAUGUUGCUAGAGAACUUCAGUCAUGCUUGUGAAGCCUACACUUCCUGCAAAAAAUAAAAAAUAAAAAAUAAAUAAAAAAAAAUCUCAUUAGAUGUUGGUUUUAGGUAUUUUAUCAAGUUUCUCUUAUUAAGUGUAACAAGUGGAUAUUUUACGUUGUGAAGUAAGUACCACAUAAUUGGGUUUUAAAAAGAAGGAAAAAAAAAUCAGGCUUAGGUGGCAGAUCUCUUUUACAUCUGAAGUUUGAUGUAUGAUUUUCUAAUUGAAAUAUAACAAGUAUAUAGUUUAGUUAA